This is a messenger RNA of Exophiala bonariae, 915 nucleotides long. RefSeq lists its product as uncharacterized. The record is from RefSeq and is a predicted model, not a curated record. Lineage: Eukaryota; Fungi; Ascomycota; Eurotiomycetes; Chaetothyriales; Herpotrichiellaceae. The coding region runs from base 1 to 915 and encodes 304 amino acids. The transcript is spliced from 3 exons.
AUGAGACAGACCAGUGCGAUCAGUCUGUAUCUCACAGCUUUACUCCUUCUUAUUCUCCCCUUAUGUCGACACGCAGUCUUGGUACGAGGGGACGCUGAUUUUCUCGACGUAAGAACAAAGCUGGUCAAGGACCGCAGUGGAAAGGGCGGGGAUCCCAAGGACAAAUACUUCCACGAAUCGACCUUCCAUCCGCACUACGAUGGACGAUUCGCAGCAGCAGAGAUUGGAAAGGAGCAAAGACUGCCGCACCUCACGGCGUUGAUGCAGACGUUUCUGUCCACCAUGGCCGACAUUGGAGCCGAGACGUGGAUCAUGCACGGAACGCUGUUGGGCUGGUGGUGGAACCAGAAGAUCUUACCGUGGGACUCGGACAUCGACGUUCAGGUUUCCGAGGUCACCAUCGCCUUCCUGGCAAAAUACUACAACAUGACCGAAUAUCAUUUCCGCAUACCCGGCGUCGAGAACGGUCGUACAUAUUUGUUGGAGGUUAACCCACACUAUACCAUCCGUGGGACUGAAGAUACAUUGAAUGUCAUCGAUGCUAGGUGGAUCGACACUGAUACUGGUCUUUUUAUCGAUAUCUCAACGGUCCGAAUUGAUUAUCCAGCAAGAGCGGAGGGUGUUCAAGGUGCCAUGAUGUCCAAGGACAGGCACACGUAUAAGGAACAAGAUAUUUUUCCACUACGAGACAGUUUCUUCGAGGGGAUCCAUGUUAAGAUUCCCUUUGAGUAUGCAACAUUAUUGGAGGAAGAAUAUGGGAAAAAAGCCCUGACUCUGACCACCUUCGAGCACCAUGAAUUCAAUUACACCAGCAAAAUCUGGGAGCCACAGACCGGCGCCCCCACUGAGAAACCUGGCCGACGAAAAAGACCGUUCACCCCUCGACCUCAACCGCCGAGCCAGAAUCAAACCUGA